Molecule: messenger RNA, 6482 nt
Organism: Xyrauchen texanus (razorback sucker)
Lineage: Eukaryota; Metazoa; Chordata; Actinopteri; Cypriniformes; Catostomidae
Gene: tiam2a
Product: TIAM Rac1 associated GEF 2a
Exons: 28
Coding region: 499-5508 (1669 amino acids)
Biological process (GO): small GTPase-mediated signal transduction; activation of GTPase activity; positive regulation of axonogenesis
Cellular component (GO): membrane; synapse
Molecular function (GO): guanyl-nucleotide exchange factor activity; protein binding
Source: RefSeq, a predicted model, not a curated record
UCACACAGCGCUCUGGACAUUUGGUCGCCUUUAGACCUGCAUGGAAAACUGCAGUUGGUGCAGCAUCUUCAGCUUUGACCAAAUGGAGACGUAACUUCAAGUGGACUUUUUGUGGAGUUUACAUUACCAAAUAAACUAGAAACCCGGCCUGGCUUGAUUGGAACACACAAAACAGAGGCGCUCAGAUUUUCCUCUCAUACUGAAUCAGUGCUGUCCAUAGUCAGAGUAACUCGCAACCAGGGCGGGUCUUUCCACGUGUGUGUGUGGUUUUGUGUGUGAGUCAGUUUGUCUCGUCUGAGUAGAAGUCUUUCUUUGGGCGCUGACACUGAGGUUGAGAUCAGAGAGACUGGAUCUUUCUUGCUUGCUUUUCAAAGCAAAAUAGAUUAAAGCUUUUCCACAAAGAUGACCAUAACAUAGUUGAGGCAUCAAGUAAAAAAAGAGAUGGUGAACAAACAGACAGCAGGGCCAUAAGAGGCCAUAUACCAUCCAUGAUCUGGGAUGGGAAACUCUGAGAGCCAGUACAGUAUCCAGGGCUCUCGAAGCAAUAGUCUACUCCCAGGCAGACAAAAGCCCUAUUCAUUGAAGCUCUGCCCUGCCAAAGAGGACAUUUUAUCGCCUCACGGCUUUUGGAACAUUGGGUCAGGAUUCUCUAGAUUAAAGUCCAGAACCUCAAAGUCGAAAAGCAACCACACAUUAUCCCACCAUUAUGACUAUAUCGCUCAUAAACUAAAGAGUGGUGCCAGUGGUCAGUGGAAUGGGGUUUCAGAUGGCUUGUUGCCUGGAGGCUGCUUGACAAUACCUGAAAAUGGCUGCUUUUAUGGUACUCUCAGAGAAAAUGGUAAAGAAGCCUGUGAUGGUUUCACUUUGAACACAAUGAAGACAACUGAAAGACGUCCCAUGCUUGAGGACCUUGAAGAUCAGAGCAGUCCCAGGGUCGUUAUCAAGAAAGAUGGCAGUGUACGAGUAGAAUUUAACAACAGUUGCAGCAGUACCCUUUUCUUGGAUGAUUGCACUGGACCUGUUCAGCUUCUCAAGUUUUCCCCUACUGUAGAGUUCAAUUCUUGUGUUUCUGGUCUAACAGCAGAAGCCCAUCUUGGAGAUUCGCAGGCAUCUGGCAGCUUAAAGAGCAGAAAAGGAAGUUCCCUAAGCUCGGAUGGUUCCUUGUAUGACUUGCCCUGGGGCACUGGUCUGGAGCCUAAUGAUUCAGAAAAUGUGUCCCCUAGCAGUGAGAUACAAAGUAUUCCCCCGGCAAAUCUAGGGGUUUUUGCUCAGCAGUUGCCUGGCAUUACUAUGGCUGACCUCUACAGGGAUCACAAAAUUGCUGCCACCUUCCCCACAGUUAAGGAUCUGCAGUCUUUAAAACACAGAUCCUCCUUUGUGUCUGUGAUGGAGGAACCCAGUACUGAUGGGUGCCCGGGGCAAUAUUCAUCUUUCACCUUGCCUUGUCGGAAACCUAAGCCGGUUCCAGAGAUGACUGUAAAGAAAGAGUCGAUCAGGAACAGAUUUAGGCGAAUAAGUAACUGGACAGGAAGCUUGACCAGAAGGAAGAGUAAGUUACAGGAGCCGAGGUAUAACGAUCCCAUUGAUUGCUUUGAUAGCGGUGUGGAUGGCCUCACUGCAGACACCAGUUCUCCCUCUCAGGUCUCUAGUGUUCUGGGGGUUCCAAACGUCAUGUCUCGAGCCCGCUCUCAAUCUCAGGCACUGCACACCCACAGUGGCUCUGCCGGUGCCCUUCAUUUGGGCACCGAUUCCUUGCGGCAAAACAUCUACAAGAAUUUCAUGAGGGAGUUGAAGACUGGCCGACAUCCUGCAGAAAAUGAAGGGGAGGAGUGGGGCGAGUGCUCCACAGAGGAGAUGGAGAGCAGUAGUCAAGGAACACUAGGCUCUCUUGAGCAGCUCGACCUGUUGUUUGAAAAAGAGCAGGGUGUAGUUCGCCGGGCAGGGUGGCUCUCCUUCAAGCCUUUGCUCACCGUGCACAAGGACCGCAAACUAGAGCUUGUGGGCCGUCGAAAAUGGAAGCAAUUUUGGGUCACUCUAAAGGGUUGCACACUGCUGUUCUAUGAGACCUAUGGAAAAGCAUCUUCAGAGCAGGAGCUGUCUCCAUGCUAUGCCCUGUUAGCGGAGGAUGGUAUAGUCCAGGCCGUUCCUGAACACCCCAAGAAAGAGAAUGUGUUUUGCCUCAGUAAUGCCUAUGGCGACGUCUACCUCUUUCAGGCCUCCAAUCAGACUGACCUAGAGAACUGGGUAACUGCAAUUCAUUCAGCUAGUGCGUCUCUGUUUGCCAAACGCAACGGGAAGGAGGACACACUGCAUUUGUUACGUGGGCAGAUCCGUGGUCUUGUCCAGAAGAUUGAUAUGGAUGGCAAGAUGAAGAAAAUGGCAGAGCUGCAGUUAUCCAUUGUUGGCGACCCCAAGAAUAGAAAGGCUAUUGAAAAUCAGAUCCAACAGUGGGAGCAAAACCUUGAGCGCUUCAACAUGGACCUGUUCCGCAUGCGUUGCUACCUGGCCAGUCUGCAGGGGGGUGAGCUACCCAACCCCAAGAGUCUUCUGGCCACUGCCAGUCGCCUAACCAAAUCAGCACUUGCCCGACUGGGAAUUUUCUCUGUCUCCUCCUUCCAUGCUCUGAUCUGUUCCAGAGAUGAGGCUACAAUGCGAAAGCGUUCCCUGUCUCUGUCCCUCCAAGGUCGCAGUAAGAAAGGGGUCUUUUCGUCCCUCAAGGGCCUGGAUACCCUUACCAAGCGGGGUCAUGAAAAAAAGCCCUCCGUUUCACAGGAUUCCACUGGUUUGAGCUGCUGUUCUUACAGUGGUCUUCCUCAGAUCUUUGAAAGUGAUGGUGCAGGACAUCUAGACACUUUUCCUCCUUGUAGUUUUGAGCGCUUGGACAGUUUGGCUAAUAUUUACUCAAUUGCGCCACCUGAAGGCAAGCAGUGGGAUUGCAGCCAGGAAACCCCAACUUGUGUCUAUAUGCCUAAGUACCAGACUGUUACAGUUCUUCUGAAAAGUCAUCACACUGUUAUGGACAUCUUGACUGAGGCCUGCAAGCUUAAGGAGCUGAACCCCAGCCUGCACUGUUUAAGGUUGAUAAGAUGUGUAGGAAACAGGAUGGAUGUAUCUACACCAUCAGCUCAUGAGCUCCUUUGGGACUUGUCAUAUGACGAGCUGGAGGUCAGACAACUCACCGUCCACACUUUGCACAUGUCUAGAGCCAGUUACACUGGCGACUUUGGGUUUGCAGUAACAGGCUAUGUAGACAGCCUCAAAAACAGCCAUAUCGUUGUCAGUGAAGUUCUCUCUGAUGGGCUUGCUUUCAGCGAAGGUCUGAGGCCAGGUGAUGAGAUUGUGGUUCUGAAUGGGUGUGAGGUGCCCUCUCUAGACCUGACUCUGAUCCAGAACUUGUUCAGUGAACAAACUCUACAGUUAACAGUGGCACGCCAUCCGCCCUCCAUUCGACAAAAUGCAAACACUCCAAACUUGCAGUCUCUGCACAGAGAUUACCUCCAAAAGCACCGCAGAGCCAAGUCCUCAACAGAUGUGUCGUGUGUGGCAGAACUCUUGGGUGUAGCUGUAGAUGAUGAUCUUCAACAUCAGCACCUCAGCCAUCGAGCAGUGCAGCACAGCAAGAGCGUGGAUACAGUGUGUUCGCUGUACCACUCCUUCCAGGAAGGGUCUGGAGGUCUAAUGGAGGGCCAGAAGGAGUCAGCGGGACCAGAGCCCUCCAUGAUCAGGCCCUGCCCACGUCACAUGUCUGCCACAGAGAGACUAUGCAAGGUCAUCCAGGAAUUAGUAGACACUGAGAAAUCCUAUGUAAAGGACCUUAACUGCCUGUUUGAAAUUUACCUGAAGCCCCUGCAAAAGGAGACCUUUCUCACCCAAGAUGAGAUGGAGAGUCUAUUUGGCAGUCUUCCAGAGAUGCUGGAUUUCCAAAAAGUUUUCCUGCAGACCCUGGAGGAGAAGAUCAGUUCCUCUCCAGACUUCAGCACGCUGGAAACCCCUGUGCAGUUCAAGAAGCUGCUGUUCUCGCUGGGUGGCUCAUUUCUAUAUUACGCAGAACACUUCAAACUCUACAGCGGUUUCUGUGCCAACCACAUCAAAGUGCAGAAGGUUCUAGAACGAGCUAAAACAGAUCGAUCCUUUAAGGAGUUCCUUGAUGCAAGGAAUCCAACCAAGCAACACUCGACCACACUAGAAUCCUACCUAAUCAAACCAGUGCAGAGAGUGCUGAAAUACCCACUGCUGCUCCGCGAGCUGGUGUCUCUGACCAAUGCAGAUAGUGAGGAGCACUACCACCUCACAGAGGCAUUUAAGGAAAUGGAGAAAGUUGCAAGCCACAUAAAUGAGAUGCAGAAGAUCUAUGAAGACUACGGUGCUGUGUUUGAUCAGCUGGUAGCAGAACAAAGCGGUUCUGAGAAAGAGGUCACAGAGAUUUCUAUGGGACAGUUCCUCAUGCAUUCCUCUGUGAUGUGGCUCAACCCGUUCCCAUCGCUGGGUCGUAUGAAAAAAGAUCCUGAUCUCAAUGUUUUUGUUUUCAAGAGAGCCAUGAUACUGCUGUACAGGGAGAACAAUAAACUGAAAAAGAAGAUGCCAACUUCAAGAUUAGCGCACUCCCAUGGAGAGCAGGAUGCAUUUAAGUUUCGCUGGCUCAUUCCUUUGUCAGCACUGAAAGUUAGACUGGGCAAUACUGCAGACACUGACUGCAUCUGGGAGCUGGUCCACACCAAAUCCGAAAAAGAGGGCAGACCAGAGACCGUUUUCCAGUUGUGUAGCAGCACUCCAGAGUGCAAAGUCAACAUCAUCAAGGUGAUUCGCUCCAUCCUGCGGGAGAACGUGCGGCGAAACAUGCUUAGAGCUGAGCAACCUGCUGAGGGAACCUGUAAAAAGCAGCUUAUUCCCCUCCGGAAAACUCUGCCCGCUUCGGCCAAGUUAGGUUCUUCUCGAGCAUCUUGGCUCUGCAAACAGCCUUCUAAUGACAAUUCCCUCAACAAUGACCUGCUAAGUCCUGCUCUCCUGGAUUCAGACUCUAUAAGUAUCAGCAGCGAGACCACCAGCAGCGUUGGCGCUUCUCAACUCCUCAGUGGCCUCAAAGAAUCCGACAUCAUAAGCGAUGAGCACAGUGAGCGACAGGAGCGUGAAGAUUCUCCCAGUUGUAUCGAGGCCCAGUUUCAAAGGCUUCGGUUGACAGAGGAGGCCUUGCAGGCGCCCGCUCCCCGUGUGCUGCCAGAGAGCGGAGAAGUGGACACUCCAGAAAGGCGGUCUUCUAUUAGACAAGCUCACUUCUACGCAGUGAAACGCAAGCCUGUUAGAGGAGGCACGAAUAGCUGGCGACGUAGCAAGGCGGAACUAGUGCAGGUGCGUCGACACAGCCAGACUGAUUCAAUGGCAAAUAGCAUGGACCUUAACUCGCUCCUGGAGAAGGACUUUAGUGUGCAAAGUCUGACGUCUGUUGUCAAUGAGGACUGCUUUUAUGACGGCACCAUGGAGACAAAGAACGGUCCUGCAGCAACAAGUUAAUAGCAUCCUUUACUUGGUCUAAAUAACAACACUUAGAAGGGCUUCAUCACAUCAAUGCCUGACCUGAUGUGGACUACAUUUUUUCCCCAUGUAAACUAGGCAAAGUUAGUAGAAAAGUGAGGGGAGCAACAAAGGUUAAAUGGAUAAGUCUGUCUAUCCAUUUAACCAAUUCAGAGAAAUCAUAAUGAUCAUUCACCCUUUGUUUUGCCACAGUAUGACAGACCUUUAUUAAGGCUGAUGUUGAGUUGCUUAAUUCCCCAUGAGUCACAGCACUAAUUUACUAAACUGCCCACAUAGCAACCGUUUUGCACCACAGAACCAAAUUACAUGCCUUUACCCUUCUUACUUGGAGUGCUGCUGAUGCUAAACUAAAGCCAGUCUGCUCCCACACACAUUCACAACCAAGAGCUAUCUGAGCUGUGCCUGACUGGAGUUCUAAUAAGAGUGAAAACUACUUGAUAUAUUCUGUCAGGUUUUAAUUUUGCCUUAUAUUUUAGACACAACAUACACUUCUUGCUUUACAUUUUAGUAUUGCUACCUUGUCAUGGAUUUGCUUUUUAUUUAUUGUUUCAUUUGCUGUUUUUUUUUUUUAAAUAGUAAGCCAAGCAGUUGGAUCAAGACUUGAUUUUUCUUCAUGUGAAAUAUUGACAGGAGAUUCCUGCAUUUAUUUUUAUCUUAAUUAGCGCACCAUUCAUCACACUCUCAUUGAUUAUUAAGUGGUAAACUGUAAACAUAAAUUAAUUUAAUUUAAAGUCUUAUGCUGGAUUAAAUGUGCUUUUUACCACUGAAAUAAAGCCUGCAGUUUUCCAAGGCAUUUUUUUUAUUGUUCAAAUUUGUACAUAAUGUUUUAUCAUGGAUUAUUGUAACUUAAUUUUUUUUUAGGUUUUAUAUACAUUUGACACUUCAGAGAUCAAACUGUUAUAGCUGCAAUAAAAAGUGUCUCAUGUUUUGUUGGGGCUUUUUAAUUUGUGUGU